AUGAGAGGUGUUGGAGGACCACUUCUUUGCAUAGGCGAUCUCCUAAACGACGUCGGAGAAUCAGAUCCUGACACUUCCCAACCCCAUAUCCAUCUUUACCCUUCUUCUUCUUCUUCUUCUACCAUCUCAUCGCAGAGCAUUGACCUCACCAAACUCUUCGAGGAAAACUACAAGGAUCUGAAUGAGGCACUUGCUGGGUCUGAUCAGUCAUGGACCGGUCUAACUUUAAAGUUGUGCUCGGGUCUGGAAACUGCAAACAAGUUGGUCCAAUCCACUAUCUCAAACGUUAGAUCACUAUCGGAGAAGGUUGGGGAGCUUGAGGAAGUUUUCAAGAAGGGGGAUUCUGCUGUAGCAGCGGUCAGGGGUGUUAUUUCUUCUUUUAGCGAAAAUCAAGGAAGAACACCUAUUGGAACUCAAACAUUGAAUUAA
Molecule: messenger RNA, 429 nt
Organism: Humulus lupulus (European hop)
Lineage: Eukaryota; Viridiplantae; Streptophyta; Magnoliopsida; Rosales; Cannabaceae
Exons: 3
Coding region: 1-429 (142 amino acids)
Source: RefSeq, a predicted model, not a curated record